AUGAGCUCCGAAUCUCGUCAAGCCACCGGGGCUAGCGGCAAGGCCAAACGACGAUUGGCGGAUCCAGAUGAUGAUGGCAAGGCGAAUGCACAAGACGACCCUGCCCUGCCCAAGCGGCAGCGGGUAUCACGAGCCUGCGACAGUUGUCGAUCGAAAAAGGACAAAUGCGACGGAAUACAACCAGUCUGCUCGACCUGUGCCUCGCUAGGCCGGCCCUGCACCUACAAGGCCAAUCCCAAGAAGCGAGGUCUUCCGACAGGGUAUAUUCGGUCGCUGGAACUGCUAUGGGGUUUGGUAUUUCAGAAAAUCCAAGGCAGUGAAGAUGUGAUGCGUGCCUUGAUGAGAUCGAUCAACCUCCCCAGCCAUCUUGCAACGAUGGGCAAGGAGGCGGAAGGAUCGGAUACCCUGCUAUCGUCAUUCAAGAAUAGUACUGUGCUGAGGGAUAUUGAGCGCAUGCUGGUGGUCCUCGAACAGCCAGAGGAGGAGAGGGAACGAAGUCUUCAAGCGUAUGGUGAUGGUGACACACCAUUGGACGUCGAUGAUGUCCUGGCCUCGUCAGAAGCGCACGAAUGGCAAAUACCAGAAGGACUCGAGUAUCGGGAAACGCCAUUCACGGGGAUAUCGCCCUCGCGCGCGUCCAUGAUUAGCUCGGCCCCGAGACCUCCUGGGUACCGGACUCGAGAGUCAGGUGUACAAACCAUACCCGAGGAGAUACAGUCACCUCCUCUCGCCAUCUCGCUCAAUGCUGAUGAUCGCCGAUUGAUUACCAGCAACGAGCUACUCCAACUUCCUUCCAACGCAUGGCCCCUUCUCGAUAUUUACUUUUCAUACACACAGUGUUGGUUUCCAAUCCUGGAAAAACAUGACAUACUACGCACCGCUUAUCAAUACGCCGAAGGCGAUGUCUCCAUGUCACGCACAGCGCCCGGGUCUGGAGAUCAUGCUGCAUUGUGGGCUGUCCUGGCUCUGGCCUCUUUUCAAGAUACGUCCGCCAAUGCCGCCCACCUAUCCGAUAACCUGGCCCAUCCUCAUAUGGACUCCUUCCGAAUGUAUAAUACGGCUCGGGAACUCAUUCCGUCCGAGAUUGGCCCAUAUGAACUCGGCCAUGUCCAAGCACUGCUUAUCUUGUCUUUGAUUAAAUUCGGCCAGCAGCAAUGGACUUCCGCAUGGAUGCUUGUGGGACAUGCUGUUCGGAUUGCCCAGACAUUGGGUCUGGACCGACCAUCUUUCACAGCUCCAUCACGAUCUCCGGACAAACAACUGGGACGAGCCAAGCAUGUCUUCCUGGGGUGUUUUGUGCUUGAAACGCUGAUUGCGGAGCAUACCUCACAAUGUCCGUCACUGCGGAAGGACGACCUCGCCAGGGUAGGGGGUAUCAAUGAGGAUGGACUAGAGGAAUGGCAUCCAUGGGAAGAUCAGACUAGUUUCCGUCCGACCCAGUCUUCUCGUGCUUCUAUGCAGCGCGGUCCUCUCCAUGCCCUGAGCACGUUCAACCGACUCGUUUCUCUAGUGUCGAUUUUAAACGACCUCUGUUAUUAUAAGCAAGACCCGACGAUCUCUCGUUCGCAACUAGAAUCACUUGAGAUGCAGCUGCAGCGAUGGGCCUCGGCGCUUCCGAAGAGUUAUCGAGUCGAUUUACAAAAUCGCCCAAUCAAGUUGCCAUCACCUCACAUCUUUGGACUUGAAAUGACAUAUCAAAGUAUUGUCGCAGCGUUGAGUCUGCAGAUUGCUGCGCGUGAAAGUGACCAAAAUUUGCCCGAAAUACCCCACAAGGGGAAGGCAAUUGAGAGCUCUAAACGCCUGCUCCAACUGCUUCUGGUCUUCAUGGAAACCUACAGUCACUCCGCAACUGCGCCUACCUUUGGGAUGAUCCUUGGGUAUUGUCUUCCACGGUCAGUCUCCCGGAGCCUGGUGACCGACAUUGAGAUAGGGCUUCGGGCACAAAUUGAAUCGUUGGCGUCCAAUCUUAGGCAGCUCUGGGUUACGCAAGAUCAAUCCCUAGCAGGUCCAGUUUCCGCACCGAGGAAUCAACCACAACCGCUGGACAUUACUCCUUCCACUGAACACGCAACCCUGCAGCAUCAUAUCAUGCCAGUAUCGACUCCCCGUCAUCUUCUCUCCUCGACCGACUUGCAGCCCACUCAAAACGAAAGCCAUCUUCCCCCAUCUGAACAUUUCCUCUCCACUCCUUGGCUCCGAGCGACACAAGGCAUCGACGAUAAUGGCGGUCUCAUUCACACGCCUACACCAUCCAUGACUACUGUCGGUGGCGCCUCAGAAGUCUCGGUACAGCCAGGUCAAUUAGAGGGAUUUCGACAAUCGACUACGUCCGUCCCGGCUAAAGCUCAAAACAUCAUUCCCGAUUUUCCGCCAUCCUUCCCCUCCGGCGGGCAGUACUCUACAUACCAAGAUCCCUCCCUCAACAUUAGUCCCUAUGUCGACAUGGAUGGCUACGGGCCUGCACGGCGUCAACAACCGCAAAGAAUCGCACCGGAUCUGGAUGCUUUGUUUGACGAGCUUGCAUCGUUGGAUGGCGCUGAAAAACCUGACAAUCAACCCGAGUUCAUGCAAAACCUCGGCUUCGUCGCGGAAAGUGGCGUACCGGAGCUAUUCUCUUUCUCCAGUCAGAUUGAGCCAUUUUUGCUGGCACAAACGCAACAAUUGUCCGGCACCGCGCCUCCUUCUGUGCGACAGGAGUCGAUCAGCAUUUCAGGGACACCUAAAAGGUGA
Penicillium daleae is the source of this 2730-nucleotide messenger RNA. RefSeq names its product putative C6 transcription factor QutA. The coding region runs from base 1 to 2730 and encodes 909 amino acids. Gene Ontology annotation, molecular function: DNA-binding transcription factor activity, RNA polymerase II-specific; zinc ion binding; DNA binding. NCBI's taxonomy places the organism in Eukaryota, Fungi, Ascomycota, Eurotiomycetes, Eurotiales, Aspergillaceae. The record is from RefSeq and is a predicted model, not a curated record. The transcript has 2 exons. Gene Ontology annotation, biological process: DNA-templated transcription; positive regulation of transcription by RNA polymerase II.